Molecule: messenger RNA, 2532 nt
Organism: Ananas comosus (pineapple)
Lineage: Eukaryota; Viridiplantae; Streptophyta; Magnoliopsida; Poales; Bromeliaceae
Product: pentatricopeptide repeat-containing protein At3g29230
Exons: 1
Coding region: 100-1902 (600 amino acids)
Biological process (GO): RNA modification
Molecular function (GO): protein binding; RNA binding
Source: RefSeq, a predicted model, not a curated record
CUCCCUCUCUCAGUGUCUCUGUCUUUUCCCUCGCCGCGCAAACUCUGAAGUGGCGCAAGCCCCAAAUCCCCUUUUGUGAACGACGCGGAGAGGCCUCUAAUGCUCGCGCCCACCACGCGUGCGCCGCGAUGGACCUCCCAGCGUAGGGUCCUCGAGCUCCACCUCUCGGAGCUCCACAAGUGCGGCGACCUCGACCGCCUCAAGCAAAUCCAAGCGCAAGUGUACAAGUCCCACCUCCACCGCGACCCCUUCGUCGUCCCCAAACUCGUCUCCGCCUACUCCCUCUGCGGCCGCCUCCCCGGCGCGCUCUCCGCCUUCCACCAGGUCCCCAGCCCCAACACCCUCCUCUACAACACCCUCAUCCGCGCCUGCGCCCACGGCUCCCGUUCCCGCUCCCUCGCCUUCGACGCGUUCUUCGACAUGCGGCGGAGCGAGGUGUUUCCCGAUAAUUUCACGUAUCCAUUUCUCCUAAAGGCUUGUUUGGGCCCCUCCGCGCUUUCCCAGGUCGAGAUGGUACAUGCCCACGUCGUGAAGUUGGGAUUUUUAUGCGAUAUCUUCGUGCCCAACGCGCUCAUUGAUGCCUACUCGAAGAAUGGGGGUUUGGGUCUUGUGGCGGCCAAGAAGAUGUUUGAUGGAAUGCCAGAGAGAGAUACCGUGUCGUGGAAUACUGUGAUUGCUGGAUUGGUUAGAGCCGGGGACGUGAAAGAGGCACGUCAAAUGUUUGAUCGAAUGCCUGAGAGGGAUACAGUCACUUGGAAUACGCUGUUAGAUGCUCAUGCCAAAGCAGGUGAAAUGGACGAAGCGUUUGAGCUGUUCGAGAGAAUGCCUGAGAGGAAUGUGGUCUCUUGGUCCUCCGUGGUCUCCGGCUACUGCAAGAAGGGUGAUAUGGAGAUGGCCCGCCUGUUGUUCGAUAAAAUGCCGACUAAAAACUUGGUCUCUUGGACCAUAAUGAUUUCUGGGUAUGCAGAGAAAGGGCUUGCAAAGGAGGCUCUUAGUUUGUUUGAUCAAAUGGAAAAUUCUGGUUUGGAGCCUGACGUUGCUACUAUUGUGAGCAUAUUAGCUGCGUGCGCUGAGUCUGGUUUGCUCGCUCUGGGUAAAAGGAUUACUAGUUAUGUUGGUAGGAAUAAGCUAAUGCGUACUACUCAUGUAUGCAAUUCACUGAUUGAUAUGUAUGCUAAAUGUGGCUGUCUUGAUAUUGCGUGCGAUUUGUUUGAAGGAAUGGUCGAGAGGGAUUUGGUGUCUUGGAAUUCUAUGCUUCAAGGAUUUGCCAUGCAUGGUCAUGGAGAGAAAGCACUGGACAUUUUUUUUAGAAUGAAGCGAGAAGGGAUUAGACCCGAUGGUGUGACAUUCCUUGGUGUUUUAUGUGCUUGCACACAUGUGGGAUUCAUUGAAGAGGCUCGGAAAUACUUUGCUAGUAUGGAGAGGGAUUAUGGUAUUGUUCCUCAGAUAGAGCACUACGGCUGCAUGAUUGACCUUCUUGGGCGUGGAGGGCUCCUGAAAGAAGCCUUUGACCUCACCAAAAGCAUGCCUUGGGAGCCCAAUGCUAUUAUUUGGGGCUCUCUUUUAGGUGCAUGCAGAGUGCAUAACAAUGUCGAGUUUGCCGAAGAAGCAGUUAAUGAGCUCAUCAAAGUGGAGCCAUCAGAUGCUGGGAAUUAUGCAAUUUUGUCAAACAUAUAUGCUGCCGCUGGGAGGUGGGAUGGUAUGUCUAAGGCGAGGGUUCAAAUGAAGGGAACUGGCGCACAGAAACCAGCUGGGUCCAGUUGGAUUGAGCUUGGUGAUGUGGUCCAUGAGUUUACUGUGGGCGACAGAACUCACCCUGAAUCGGAUAGAAUCUUCAUGAUGCUUGAUAGGAUUGGAGAGCAUCUUAAGAAAGCUGGAUAUUUUCCUAGGGCUUAUUCAUAAGCUCAUGAGAGAAAAGUAGUUGUUGUAAACAGAUAGUAUACAAGUUGGUGAACUUUCAAAUGUGCUGCUAAGCUUCCACUGCUGUGGAGCCAUGAGAAAUGCUGCAUGGUAAUCGGAAGCAUCAUGGACUCGGGCAACAGAUUUCCACCUCGAGUCUCAGCUCGAAUACAUAUGGAAACGAUAAAAGGAAAAGCAUGACGGAAAUUGUGCUUUCCCUGCAGAUAUUAUGCCUUCAGGCUUCAGGUUAUGAAAAUUGAGCUUCUCAUUCAUGAAGAAUUCAAAAUGUGUGGCCUUUCCUCUGAACAGCAUCUGGGAAGUUAUUUCAUCUUAUAGAUGACCAAGGAGAGUGGAGAAAUUUUGAUGUGAAACAAGAUUAUGGGUGCUUGGAGUUUGUACUGCAAAAGAGGUUUGCAUUGCCAGGUGCAUGCCCCACUCUGAGGUACAACUAUAGUGGUAGAAACAUUUCGAUGUUGUUCUUUGCUAAGUCACUAUAAUGUUCUUCCUUUUGUAUCUGAGUAUUAAGAUCUCAUUCUUGCUGAUUCCUUCAGCUAUCAAUUCACUUGUUCUAGAGUUGCCGAAGUUUGUAACACACCGGGAAUAUUUUAUGUUAAUAUGCCUUUUUUUUCUACA